Molecule: messenger RNA, 648 nt
Organism: Rotaria sordida
Lineage: Eukaryota; Metazoa; Rotifera; Eurotatoria; Philodinida; Philodinidae
Source: the annotation of a GenBank genome assembly
AUGGCAGAAAAACCAUCAGUUAUGCUAACUGAUGGCGGUUUAUGGAAUACACGAAAAUCACAAUAUAGUGCUGAAACGACUAAAUUACUUAAGACACUUAUGGAUGAAUCUCGUAUUAAUAAUUUUCAACGUCAUCAACUUACAAAACAUAUGCUUCGAGGUGAAUCAUUGCCUGAAAGACUCGGCCCAUCAUCAACGCAAACGAAAGCACCAGUAACUAAACGAAUAGAUACAACUCGUCAAUCAAGAACUGCACAUGCUUCUGGAUUACGUACUUAUAAUGAUAUUGUUAAUUCAGGAGCUUAUACUCCACCUGAUUAUCAUCCAAGACCUACGAAAGUUCGUACUGAACAAGAAAAAGAUCGUCUAGCACAUUUAAUGGCAUAUGGAAUUGAUCCAACAAAAAUGGCACUUCAAGCAGCACAACGUUCACCAACACCACCACCACGUGAACUUGAUCGAUUCGAUGAAUUGGUACUUGAAAUCGAAGAAAGAAAACAAUUUCUUGAUCAAAUGACUGCACUUGGUAAAAAAAAAGAAUAUCAACAAGUCAUAUCAAAUGAAAUUGCCGAUAAAAUACGUGAAAUGGAACAAAUUGAUCGACAACGUUCAAAAGCCUUAGAAAAACGUUUAAAGGAACAAUCCUAA